GAGGAUCCUCUCCAUCUCGCAACCGAACCCUCAAACCGCCGGCCUCACGUCCAUCACCUAUUCGAAGCUGCAUCUCAGACGCUCAAUUGCGCUCACUAGCCAAGAUGACCAUCACCAGCCGGCUCUACAGCUCCUUCUUCCGGUCGAACUACCUGAUGCUCGCGACCGUCUUCACCGCCGGUUUCGCCUGGGAGGUGGGCUUCAACAACACCAUGGACAAGAUCUGGGAUAGCCACAACCGAGGCCGCCAAUGGAAGGAUAUCCGACACAAGUUCAUCGAGGCCGAGGAGGAUGACGAGUAGAGGAUGCGAGACACCGUUUCGAGGGCCGGACGAGGGAUUCACUCUGUGCCAGUAGCCGUGUACAAAUUAUAGGAGAAAUAGAGGCAGGAUCACGGGCGUUUUCCCUUUGUCGUCUGGAUGCUACUUUUGGCCGUCUUGGAGACUCGUGAUGCAAUGCCGACCGAGGGGAAUUGGCUGGUAGCGCAGUGGCCAAUACCCGCCCGCCCACGCCCACAUUUGGUCGCCUUGAUUGACUGCUGCCAGCCUGACAAAUAAAAAACAAAUAAAAUCUGCUCAAGGCCUUAUCUGAC
Ilyonectria robusta is the source of this 592-nucleotide messenger RNA. RefSeq names its product cytochrome b-c1 complex subunit 9. The record is from RefSeq and is a predicted model, not a curated record. Lineage: Eukaryota; Fungi; Ascomycota; Sordariomycetes; Hypocreales; Nectriaceae. The transcript has 5 exons. Bases 105 to 302 code for a protein of 65 amino acids. Gene Ontology annotation, biological process: mitochondrial electron transport, ubiquinol to cytochrome c.